GCGGACGGAGGGGCCGCGUGCGGGGCCGGGGCGGACGGGGCUGGGUGUCUGUGCGUGUUUUGGUGGGUUCGCACGUUUCGCUGGCCGCGCGUCUCGUUGGUGCCUUGCGGCGGUGCGUGGCCGCCUUCUCACCCCUCUCCCGCUCUCCUUUGCCUUCUAGGGGCCCGCGCAGCCCGGAAGAGGAAGCCGUCCCCCGAGCCGGAGGGCGAGGCGGGACCCCCGAAGAUGAACGGGGAGGCGCAGCCCUGGCUCCCGGCCUCGUCCGAAGGGAUGAAGAUGCCGCUGACGGCCACCUCCUUCAUGUCGCCCCCGCCGCCUACCGCCUCGCCCCACUCCAACCGGACCACGCCGCCCGAGGCGGCCCAGAACGGCCAGUCCCCCAUGGCCGCGCUCAUUUUGGUGGCGGACAAUGCCGGGGGCAACCACGCCUCCAAGGAGGCCAACCAGGUCCACUCCACCACCAGGAGGAACAGCAGCAGCCCCCCCUCGCCCUCCGCCAUGAACCAAAGAAGGCUGGGCCCCGGCAGGGAAGUGCCGGGCCAGGGGGGCAGCGCGGCGGGCGGGCUGGAGCCCGUGCACCCCGCCAGCCUGCCGGACUCAUCCCUCGCCGCCAGCGUCCCCUUGUGCUGUACCCUGUGCCACGAGCGCCUGGAAGACACCCACUUCGUGCAGUGCCCUUCGGUCCCGUCCCACAAGUUCUGCUUCCCCUGCUCCCGGCAGAGCAUCAAACAGCAGGGGGCCAGCGGGGAGGUGUACUGCCCCAGCGGGGAGAAGUGCCCGCUGGUCGGCUCCAACGUGCCCUGGGCCUUCAUGCAGGGGGAGAUCGCCACCAUCCUGGCCGGGGAUGUGAAAGUGAAAAAGGAGAGAGACUCGUGACUGUGCCGGCCCAGCGCUGCCCGUCGCCCAAACUGCUCCGGUUCUGUAUAUAUCUAUAAAUAUAUAUAUAUAAAUAUAUAUAUAUCUCCAAGACAAGGGAAAUGUAGACUUCAUAAACAUGGCUGUAUAAUUUUGAUUUUUUUGAAUACAUUGUGUUUCUAUAUUUUUUGAAGACAAAAGGUAUGUACUUAUUAUAAAGGCAUUUCUUCUAAUUCUUCUUUUUUUUUUUUCCUCCCGUCCUUCCCCCCCACUAUUUUUUUUUCCCCUUUUGUUAUAGCAACUAUUUGUUGUGCUUCCCUGGUGACAAUUACUGUUCGAUGUAGGCUGUGACUUGCGCUGCUUUUUUUAGAGCACUUGGCAAAACAGAAAUGCUUCUAGCUGUAUUUGUAUGCACUUGUUUCCUUUUCCUUUUUUUUUUUUUUUUUUUUUUAAUGCCAAAUACACUUUCUGACAUUGUAAAGAUCGCCUUACUGUCUGUGAUUCCUUAUUGCUGGCCCCUGUUUCUGUAGGGCUGGUGGCACGAGGUGCUGGGGGCAGGUGGGCGCAGGGAGCACGAGGGGCUCCUCCCGGGAGCGCCUGUCCGCCUCGUGUGGCCGUGCUGGACCCAGUCCAAAAUUCCUCCGUGUUUCUCAAGGGAAGUUGCCUUUGGAGUAGGAUGUGGAGAGGUGUUGGAGAGGCGCUGUUGAGUUAGGGAUUUCUGGGUUGGUUUGUUUCUGUUUUUUUUUUUUUUUCUUCCUUUUUUAAGGCAAAGUUGACCGCAGUUCACGUGAUCAGUUGUAAGAUUACAAAACUGCAUCUGUUCACCAAUUGAGUAGUCUAACGUGGAAUUCUGAUAGCCAACCUAAUAACAUGAUUGGUGACUGCACUGGUGUAGCACUGCCGUCUCUGAAGGCCUUCAGCAUUGGGGUUUUGUGUCUUUGGACAAUGCUGGGGAGGUGGGAGAAAGACUGUUUAUUUUCUUUCUAAUUUUACUUUAAUUUUCAGAUAGUGCAGGUGGACUUUUGAAUUUGCUUAUCAGUCACCUCUGGUGCUGUUGCUAUUGUUACUAUCGCUGACACGGUGUAGCGUACCUGUAGUGGCAGGUACAGUGUGGUACAAUGACAGCAGCAACUGAGGCUCUGCCAGAUUGCCUGCGGGUGUAUCAGUGACAGCCCAAAUGUGGGUGGAGGAAACCUGCAAUUUCCUUAUUACGUGUGCUUGAAACAAACCUACUGCUAUUCUUUGAAAAUGAAAAUACAAACUGGUUGAAAUGAAAGCAAUUAGGGCUUCACAUAAUUGCUAUGGCCCUGACUUUUAAGCUACUUUGGAGAACUCUUUUGUAAAGCCACUUAUUUUGAUCACGCUUCUGCAUCACCAAGCAGACUUCUAAAAUCAAUAAAUCAUUGGUUACUAGAAAUA
Meleagris gallopavo (turkey) is the source of this 2274-nucleotide messenger RNA. NCBI's taxonomy places the organism in Eukaryota, Metazoa, Chordata, Aves, Galliformes, Phasianidae. The record is from RefSeq and is a predicted model, not a curated record.